Messenger RNA from Micromonas commoda, 1962 nucleotides. RefSeq names its product H+-or Na+-translocating f-type, v-type and A-type ATPase superfamily. Gene Ontology annotation, molecular function: proton-transporting ATPase activity, rotational mechanism; ATP hydrolysis activity; ATP binding. Gene Ontology annotation, biological process: ATP metabolic process; proton transmembrane transport. Bases 1 to 1860 code for a protein of 619 amino acids. The transcript has 2 exons. Gene Ontology annotation, cellular component: proton-transporting V-type ATPase, V1 domain; plant-type vacuole. The record is from RefSeq and is a predicted model, not a curated record. NCBI's taxonomy places the organism in Eukaryota, Viridiplantae, Chlorophyta, Mamiellophyceae, Mamiellales, Mamiellaceae.
AUGUCGAUGUUCGGAGAGGAUAAAGAGAGCGAAUACGGGCAUGUGAAGAAGGUGUCCGGCCCCGUCGUGGUGGCGGACAACAUGUACGGUGCGGCGAUGUACGAGCUCGUCCGCGUCGGGGGCGACCAGCUCAUUGGCGAGAUCAUCCGCCUGGAGGGCGAGACCGCGACGAUCCAGUGCUACGAGGAAACCUCGGGGCUCACCGUGGGAGACCCCGUGCAGCGCUCGCGGCAGCCGCUGUCCGUGGACUUGGGACCGGGCGUCAUGGGGAACAUUUUCGACGGGAUUCAGCGACCCCUGAAGACCAUCGCGGACGUGUGCGGUGACUGCUUCAUCCCCAGAGGAAUCAACGUGCCCGCGCUGGACCUGAAGCGCGCGUGGGAGUUUAAUCACCCGACGGGCAAGAACGGAGCGUUCAAGGUGGGCGACCUCAUAUCCGGCGGCGACAUCUUCGGCAUCGUCCCGGAGAACAACCUGAUCGAGCACAGGAUCAUGCUCCCGCCCAACGCGCGCGGGCGGAUCACCUACAUCGCCCCCCCCGGCGAGUACGACCUUCGGGACAAGGUCAUCGAGCUGGAGUUCAACGGGGUUAAGAAAUCGUACACGAUGCUGCAGCAGUGGCCCGUGCGAGCCGCCAGGCCCACGGCCGAGAAGCUCCCGGCCAAUCACCCGCUCCUGACCGGGCAGAGGGUCCUGGACGUGAUGUUCCCGUCGGUGCUCGGAGGCACGUGCGCCAUACCCGGAGCCUUUGGCUGCGGCAAGACGGUGAUCUCGCAGGCGCUGUCCAAGUACUCCAACAGCGACGGGAUCGUGUACGUGGGAUGCGGCGAGCGCGGGAACGAGAUGGCGGAGGUUCUCGCCGAGUUCCCCGAGCUGACGAUGACGUUACCCGACGGCUCCGAGGAGAGCAUCAUGAAGCGGACGACGCUGGUUGCGAACACGUCCAACAUGCCCGUCGCCGCGCGAGAGGCGUCCAUCUACACCGGCAUCACCCUCGCCGAGUACUUCCGCGACCAGGGAUACAACAUCUCCAUGAUGGCCGACUCCACGUCGCGAUGGGCGGAGGCGUUGAGGGAGAUCUCCGGGCGCCUGGCCGAGAUGCCCGCCGAUUCCGGUUAUCCUGCGUACUUGGGCGCCAGGCUGGCGAGCUUCUACGAGCGAGCGGGGCGGGUGCGGUGCCUGGGCUCCCCGGGCCGCGAGGGCUCCGUCACCAUCGUCGGCGCGGUGUCUCCCCCGGGUGGGGACUUUUCGGAUCCCGUCACGUCCGCGACGUUGGGCAUCGUGCAGGUGUUCUGGGGCCUGGACAAGAAGCUGGCGCAGCGCAAGCACUUCCCGUCCGUCAACUGGCUCAUCUCGUACAGCAAGUACAACAACGCGCUGGAACCCUUCUACGAGAAGACCGACCCGGAGUUUCUCAGUCUGAGGGCGAAGGCUCGCGAGGUUCUGCAAAAGGAGGACGAGCUCAACGAGAUUGUGCAGCUCGUGGGCAAGGAUUCGCUGGCGGAGUCUGACAAGAUCACCCUCGAGACGGCCAAGUUCCUGAAGGAGGAUUUCCUGCAGCAGAACUCGUUCACCGCCUACGACAAGUACUGUCCCUUCUACAAGUCCGCCGGGAUGCUCCGGAACAUCGUCAGGUUUCACGACCUCGCCAACGCCGCGGUGGAAAAGACGGCAAACGCCGACGGCGCCAAGAUCACCUACAACGUCGUCCGCGCGCGAAUGGGCGACCUGAUGUACAGGAUCGCGAGUCAGAAGUUUGAGGAUCCGGCGACGGGGGAGGAGGCGGUGACGCACAGGCUGGACGAGCUCGGGCGCGACCUGGCGGCGGCGUUCCGGCAGCUCGAGGACGAGUUCAGGUGAGAGCGAAUGGCGCGUUGUUAGCUUUUUUUCUCCGGGCCGACGCAAUACGGACAAACGGGAACUAGACGAUGUCAAAUAGCGAAAUCUCUCCAAACGUUCACG